This is a messenger RNA of Sclerotinia borealis F-4128, 888 nucleotides long. NCBI's taxonomy places the organism in Eukaryota, Fungi, Ascomycota, Leotiomycetes, Helotiales, Sclerotiniaceae. The record is from the annotation of a GenBank genome assembly.
AUGGUGAGCAAGCCAAAACGCGAGUCUGAUGGUGACUUGCCACGUCUCAAGUCUAAGGUCCGCAGGACUGAUUUGGAUCAUGAGGAAGGUUCUAGUGGUGUUACGGAUCAGUAUGACAGGAAAAGUCUUAAGAGAGAUGGGAAUGAGAAAAGAGAGAAGAAGAAUGAGAGACAGUCGGAGCCUGCACGGGUUCAUGUGAGGAAUAUGGAAGAGCUUGUGGAGGAUGAAGAUGAGGAUGAAAAUGAAAAGGAUCCGGAAAGAGAGGAAAGCAAUGAGUUCUUAGAAUUGGACAAUCUUGAGAAAAAGAAGAAGAAGAGUGCAGAGAAAGCGAAAGCGUUGUUUAUGGAGAGAUUCGUGGGGGUUGUGGGAAGGGAUGCAGAGGGGGUUAAGAAGUUGGCGGAUAAGUUGGAGAAGGAAGCUUCGAUCCAAAACAAGGAGUUUCUGGACGGGUUUGAAACUGCUUAUGCGUGGUCGGGGCCAUUCAGAGUCAAGAAGAAAAAUGCGAAGCAUGAUGAUGAUGUUCAUGAUUUCGCCUUGAUGCAUCAAAAGGGUCAAGAUAUCAUUGCACGAGCUUCGCGAGUAGCAUCUCAGUAUAACGAGCUUGUCGAGAAAAAUGUCGCGAACGAACUUGAUGGAUUGCUUCGUAACGAGUGGGCCAAAGAGGAUGAGCAGAUCGUCAGGAUGCUCGAACUGGGAAAGAUGGUGGGAUUCAAUAAAUUCGAAAGCAUCUUGAAUGCUACGAAGUGGGAUGCUUUGGACAUUGAUGCGGUUGAGGUCUCGAAGAAAUUCUUUCCGGUUGUUGAUGAAGGGAAGGCAAUUGGAUGGGGUAAGGAGGCUAAGAAACAUGAGAGGGCAAAUAGGAAAUUGCUCAAGGCUUUUGAAGAAUGA